GCUGGUGUUUACCUUAGCGACGGGCAGCAAUGGAGGAACCUGACGAUGGUCAGAAAGAGAUAGUCCGCAGCAAACGCAUCUUCCUCAACCAACUGGACACCUUCGUGGGCAAAUAUGUGGGGAAGUAUCUGGCCCAGUGUGUGGUGGGAUCGUCAUCGGAGGAAGUCGAUCAGGAGGAAGAGGAGGAGGAGACCUCUACGAUACUAAGCGGGUCCUUGGGCCGAGGCAAGGAGGGAACGUAUCAGGUCGUGGGAACGCUGAAAAACCGUAAUGACAAGGGUCCUGAUUUCGCCUUUGAAAUCUGCUCUUUUGUAUCGCGUGAGGAGCUGCUCUUAUUCCUGCUGGAGUGUGACAUUAUCAUCUAUAACAUCAUCGAGAACACGGAUCAGAUCGACGAGGCCUCAUGGGCUGCCUCAGCCCUACACAGUGAGAUGGAUCGGUUUGAGGCCCCAAAGAUGUUCAUCCUGUUAUCGACGAUCAUGACCUGGUCACACACCAAACCUUUGGAUGCGGAUGACCCUUCGGUUCCCUUCACGGAGGAUGACUAUCGGAGAAGGAAAGCACACCCCAACUUCAAAGACCACCUGAGCAUUGAGAAACUGGUUAUCAAACUGGGGAAAACUAAGAAACGCAAAUUUAAUACGUACGUCGUUGCCUCUGGACUUCACUACGGAAUGGAAGAGACUGUGUUCCACACCUUCUUCAAGAUGGCUUGGCUCGGGGACGUUCCAGCCGUUCCCUACUUUGGAGACGGGUUAAACAUAGUUCCGUGCAUUCACAUCAGGGACUUGGCUGCAGUUUUGCAGAAUGUAGCAGAUCAGAAACCCAAGAUUCACUACCUGAUCGCUGUCGACGAUUCAAAAAAUUCACUGCAAAGCAUAAUCAAGGCAAUCAGUAAACUUGGGUCGGGCAAGGUGGAGAUGGUUCCAGAGGAAAACGCUUUGCUUAAUAAAGACUUGCAACAAUCGAAUAUCGAUCAUUUACUGAUCAACCUGCCUCUGGAGGCUUUCUACAUCAAAGAGAAUUUUAACAUCCGCUGGGAGGCUGAGAACGGCCUGGUGGACAACAUGCAGAAGAUGAUCCAGGAAUUCAAGGAAUCUCGAGGGCUCCUGCCACUGAAGAUCGCUAUUGUGGGACCCCCGGGUGUGGGGAAGACCGCAAUGGCGGAGAAGCUGUCCAAACAUUUCAAGCUUCACCACAUUAAAAUAAAGGACGUCAUUUUGGAAUCCGUAAGGAAACUGGAGGAAAAGAUCGGUCGGGUCGAUACCGAGGAAGAGGAGGAGGAGGAGGAAGAAAUCACUUCCAAAGAAGCCCAGGAGCUUCUGGACCAAAUCAGAGAGAACAUGGAGCAGUCUGAAGGUCGCCUGGACGAUCAUUUUGUCAUCAGGUUCAUGAAGGAGAAGCUGAAAUCGAUGCAGUGUCAGAACCAAGGCUUCAUCCUGGACGGGUUUCCAAAGAGUUACCUACAAACCAAGGAUCUCUUUGGCACUGAAUAUGACGACGAGGCAACGGACAUUCUAACCAAUAUAGUGCACUUUGACAAGUCCAUCACUCCCGAGCACAUCUUUGCCUUGGAUGCCAGCGACGAUUUCUUGAAGAACCGUAUCAUGAACCUGGCAGAGAGCGAGGUUGCAGGGACUCAUUACACACAAGAGAAAUUCCUGAGGCAUCUGGCGAAGUACAGGGACACCAACACAGAGGACGAGACGCUGCUUAAUUUUUUUGAGGAGAUCGAGGUUCAUCCCGUGCACAUUGACAUCACCAAGGACACUGACCCUUCCAACACGGCACUGGUGGAGAAAAUCACCAGCCUGGUCGGCAAGACCAGGAACUACGGCCCCACCCCCGAGGAGCUGGCGGAGAUCGAGCGUAAACAGGCCAAGGAGCAGCUCCUCAAGGAGGUCACGGAACGGGCCGAGCGGGAACGCAGGGAGGCAGAGGAAUCCGCGGAAAAGUUAGCGCGUUGGGAGGAAUGGAACAAGCGCUUGGAAGAUGUAAAGAGAGAGGAACACGAGUUCCUUGAAGCUCAUUCGAUCCCUCUCCGGAAUUACCUGAUGCAGAACGUCAUGCCAACCCUCACACAGGGAUUAAUCGAGUGCUGCAAAAUCAGGCCCGAGGAUCCUGUAGACUUUCUGGCUGAGUAUCUGCUCAAGAACAAUCCACAAAUUGAAUGAAGAGGAUUAAAGAAGCAGUUGAGGCAACUUCCCAAUAAAGAGCCCGUUCAAAACUGUAGAAUAUAUUUUUCAUUAAACUAUUAUUAAUAAGCUGUGCAGCGCAAAUGUAAUUAGUGCUUGCAAUUUAAAGCAAAUCUUGGUUAUCACGCAUUCCAAUAAAGUAGCAUCUAUUUGUCUGUA
Messenger RNA from Callorhinchus milii (elephant shark), 2354 nucleotides. It is a transcript of the gene ak7b, whose product is annotated as adenylate kinase 7b. Gene Ontology annotation, biological process: nucleobase-containing compound metabolic process. Gene Ontology annotation, molecular function: ATP binding; AMP kinase activity. Bases 30 to 2174 code for a protein of 714 amino acids. Lineage: Eukaryota; Metazoa; Chordata; Chondrichthyes; Chimaeriformes; Callorhinchidae. The transcript is spliced from 18 exons. Gene Ontology annotation, cellular component: cytoplasm. The record is from RefSeq and is a predicted model, not a curated record.